Messenger RNA from Eleginops maclovinus (Patagonian blennie), 1426 nucleotides. RefSeq lists its product as uncharacterized. The record is from RefSeq and is a predicted model, not a curated record. The transcript is spliced from 7 exons. Lineage: Eukaryota; Metazoa; Chordata; Actinopteri; Perciformes; Eleginopidae. The coding region runs from base 200 to 1018 and encodes 272 amino acids.
GUCAUGGUGGCGUACUGUCGUAAAAUGACAGCGCGGUCGUGAUGUUAUCUAUGAACAGCUUGAACUGAACUUUAAACAUCUUAAAAUCUCGAUCUGCUGUUCACUAACGGUCGCGUAACUCAGGUAAUUACCCAAACUAACGACGUGAUAAUAGGAGGAUGCUUAAAUUCAAGUUCGGCACAGGUGUAUAUGGAGUGUGAUGAUGGGUUUCUGGCAGCCGGUGACCAACCUCAGGGAUUAUGUACCCCAAAAUCCUCCAGUGGUGACAUUUUUCCUGUGUCUGUUGACUCUGGCUAUCACCUUUAUCUGCCUCAGUUCUUACAGCUACAACCACACUCUUCCUAACCCCGACUCAGUGAAGGACUGGAACCAUCUACUGUCCUCUCUUUCACAGCACCGGUUGUGUGUGCAAGCCAAUGCAAGUUCAUCUGAGCUUGUCUCACCAGUGCCCUCUCCUCUGAUGAAUAAAGACAGUUUAGCUACCCCAACAAAGACUCCUCUCACCACUUUGCAUCUCAAGGUUCCUCUGUCUGUGACUACCAACUCAAACAGUGGCUCCCUGAAAAACCUUGGUUUACACACUGCCUUCAGGGCCAGUCAGUUACAUCUUGGAGGAACGGAGACUGUUGAUGUGACUCUGGCGUUUUUGUCCGAAAAUGAUACCUACACCUGCCUCACCAUAAGUGCCCCAGCGCACCUCCUGCCCAUGAGACUACUUCCGCCUGAGUGCCCAGCAUUUAAGAAAAACACUUCACCCAUCCAUGUUGAAGUGAGCGCCCAGAAGCCUGCUGCAUCACAAACCUGCUACAGUCUGCACUCACAGGAUGAUCCUACACUCACAGUCAUGUUAACACAGGAGGAGCGAAACGUGGCAGUGCGACAUCUGUUGGAAGUCAGUGUGUGUCUGCUGGGAGUUUGUUUGGUACUCUGUGCAGCAGCCAGUCUCACACAAUCGGUCAUACGCCGCAAUCAUUGGAAUGGACUAGAUCUACAAAAUGCGCCCUUGAUGGAUAAAUGAAUAUUUUUUGUCCGCUGCAGAGCAUUAUGUUUUAAAGGAAAUUCCAUCUAUUUCUAUUGGGAUACUUAUUCAGACUUAUUCAACAUUUGGAACACAGCGUGCAUUUUUAUGUAGCAUUCAGAGAGAUGAAGAUACAGUAUUGAACGUCUGCAGCAACAUUUUUGACAUCUCUCGAAAGUUUUUCCUACUUCAAGAAAGUGUGAUGCUUAAUCGGUAGAGAAUACAUGAAAUAUGACAAUGAAAUGUUACACAACAUUUUUUGGAGGCUAAUGGUGUAAUUGGUUUAUUAAAGUAUGAAACUCCACCUGACCUAUGAUAUCUCUUAGGACCUUCUCCCAAAAUGUUGUGUGUUGCCAAAUAUGAUCAGUUGACACACUCACAAUAAACAAAUGGUUUUGUUUUUCUAAA